This is a messenger RNA of Mesitornis unicolor (brown roatelo), 1440 nucleotides long. It is a transcript of the gene ACVR1C, whose product is annotated as activin A receptor, type IC. The transcript is spliced from 9 exons. Gene Ontology annotation, molecular function: ATP binding; activin receptor activity, type I. Gene Ontology annotation, biological process: nervous system development; cellular response to growth factor stimulus; protein phosphorylation. Gene Ontology annotation, cellular component: plasma membrane; activin receptor complex. The record is from RefSeq and is a predicted model, not a curated record. NCBI's taxonomy places the organism in Eukaryota, Metazoa, Chordata, Aves, Mesitornithiformes, Mesitornithidae. Bases 76 to 1440 code for a protein of 454 amino acids.
CUGAAGUGCGUGUGCCAGCUGUGCGAGCACACCAACUUCACCUGCCAGACGGAGGGGGCCUGCUGGGCGUCCGUCAUGCUGACCAACGGGCGGGAGGAGGUGGUCAAGUCCUGCGUCUCCCUGCCGGAGCUGAACGCGCAGGUCUUCUGCCACAGCUCCAAGAACAUCACCAAGACCGAGUGCUGCUACACCGACUUCUGCAACAACAUCACCCUCCGCCUGCCCGUCGCGUCGGAGCCUCCCGGCAGAACCAUGGUGGGCCCCGCGGCGCUGGCAGUGACGGUGGCGGUGCCGCUCUGCCUCCUGUCCCUGGCGGCGGUGCUGGCGGCCUGUGUGUGCCAUGGCCGGCGCUGGGCCCACGGCCGCGCCAAGCAGCCCAAUGUGGAGGAGCCGCUGUCCGAGUGCGCCCUGGUGGGCUCCGGGAAGACGUUGAAGGAUCUCAUCUACGACAUGACCACCUCUGGCUCCGGCUCGGGCCUACCCCUGCUCGUGCAGAGGACGAUCGCGAGGACGAUCGUCCUGCAGGAGAUCGUGGGGAAAGGCCGAUUUGGCGAAGUCUGGCGCGGGAAGUGGUGCGGGGAAGACGUGGCCGUGAAGAUCUUCUCCUCCAGGGACGAGCGCUCCUGGUUCCGCGAGGCGGAGAUUUACCAGACGGUGAUGCUGCGGCACGAGAACAUCCUGGGCUUUAUCGCAGCCGAUAACAUCUUGGGCUUUAUCGCAGCCGAUAACAAGGAUAAUGGGACAUGGACGCAGCUCUGGCUGGUCUCCGAGUACCAUGAGCAAGGGUCGCUGUUCGACCACCUGAACCGCGGCACGGUGACGGCGCAGGCCAUGGUGCGGCUGGCGCUGUCGGUGGCCAGCGGCCUGGCGCACCUCCACAUGGAGAUCGUCGGCACGCAAGGCAAGCCAGCAAUCGCGCACCGCGACCUGAAGUCUAAAAACAUCCUGGUGAAGAGGAACGAGAGCUGCGCCAUCGCGGACCUGGGCCUGGCGGUGAAGCACGACUCAGUGCUCAACACCAUCGACAUUCCCCAGAACCCCAGGGUGGGCACCAGGAGGUACAUGGCUCCAGAGAUACUUGACGACACGAUGAACAUGAACAUCUUCGAGUCCUUCAAGCGCGCAGACAUGUACUCCCUGGGGCUGGUGUACUGGGAGAUAGCCCGGAGGUGCUCCGUCGGAGGAAUCACGGAGGAGUACCAGUUGCCUUACUACGACGUUGUGCCUUCGGAUCCUUCGAUAGAAGACAUGAGAAGGGUCGUCUGCGAGCAGAAGCUCAGACCAAAUAUUCCCAACCAGUGGCAAACCUGUGAGGCGCUGCGCGUGAUGGGCCGGGUGAUGCGCGAGUGCUGGCACGGCAGCGGCGCGGCGCGGCUCACCGCCCUGCGCGUCAAGAAGACGCUGUCGCAGCUCUGCGCCCAGGAGGACCCCAAGGGCUGA